Messenger RNA from Uranotaenia lowii, 2729 nucleotides. RefSeq lists its product as uncharacterized. Bases 66 to 1013 code for a protein of 315 amino acids. Lineage: Eukaryota; Metazoa; Arthropoda; Insecta; Diptera; Culicidae. The record is from RefSeq and is a predicted model, not a curated record. Gene Ontology annotation, biological process: DNA replication, removal of RNA primer. Gene Ontology annotation, molecular function: RNA-DNA hybrid ribonuclease activity; nucleic acid binding. The transcript is spliced from 2 exons.
CGUACUCUCCAACUCGUGUUUUCAUUCCAGACUACGACAACUCUUCUGUCCAGUUUGAUUUGUCUAUGCAGCAAGAAAUUCGUGGAAUCCCGGAUUCGCAUCGUCCACUUUUGAUUCCAAGAAUUUUCGAUGCUAAAUAUAGACACGUCGACGCUGACAAAAUGUACUUUACUGACGGGUCCCUUAUCGAAGAAUCAACGGGAUUUGGAGUGUUCAACCAGAUUACUAGUGCUUCGUACAGUCUUCAAUCUCCAUGCUCAGUAUACAUUGCGGAGUUAGCAGCAAUUUAUUGGGCCUUAGAAAAUGUAGGCUCACGUCCCGUUGAACACUACUAUAUUGUAACGGACAGUCUCAGCUCUGUUGAAGCUAUCCGUUCAAUAAGACCAGGAAAGCACUCACCGUAUUUCCUCGGGAAGAUACGGGAUAUUCUGAGUGCUUUAUCAAGUAGAUGCUUUGUCGUCACCUUUGUUUGGGUCCCCUCACAUUGUUCGAUAGCGGGCAAUGAGAGAGCAGACUCUCUGGCAAAGGUGGGGGCGAUGGAAGGCGACACGCAUCAGCGUGAAAUCGUCUUCAACGAAUUUUACUUUUUAGUUCGAAGAAACUCUCUUGUCAACUGGCAGCGCAAAUGGGACGAGGAUGAGUUGGGUCGGUGGCUUCACUCGAUUAUCCCAAAGGUUAGCCUCAAACCCUGGUUUAAUAGGUUGGACCUGAGUCGGGAUUUUAUUCGUAUAUUUUCCCGUCUCAUGUCCAAUCAUUAUCCCUUAGACGCGGUACUCUUUCGUUUUGAUAUUGCUGGCAGCAAUUUGUGCAGUUGCGGCCAAGGUUACCACGACAUCGAGCAUAUUGUUUGGUCGUGUGAGGUCCAUCUUGUCGCUAGAACGACUUUCAUAGACUCCCUUCGGGCCCGAGGAAAACCACCCUAUGUUCCAGUGAGAGACGUGCUAGCUGUGCUAGAUUUGGACUACAUGAUCGAAAUCUACAUCUUUCUAAAAGCUAUCGAUCUCCGUCUAUAACCCUAUUUUAUUUUCAUAUUUCCCUAUCUGUCUUCUUUUUUCUUUUAACAAAAGUGCUAGACUAAGAAAAUGAUUGUAAAAAACAAAAAACGAGUGUGGCUCCUUAAAACUUAAACGUAUGAGCCGUUUCAAAUAAAGAAUUAUAUAUAAAAGUAAGUCUUAGGUGUGUUCAACAAAACUCAAUCGAAAUCAAUUGAAAUGGAUUGACAGCUGAUCAGCUGUUUUUCCAAUUGACUUCGAUCGAUUUCUAUCAGGCUGCUGAAUGAACAGUCAGACACUAAUACUAACGUACAGGCGCAGUGUUUUCAGAUUGUUUGUCAGCUUCGUUCAGAAUUCGAAAAGGCGGUUUACUCAAGGCAAAUUGGAAUGAAUCCAACAUUUUGGCCAUCUCAAUGGCAAUUCUUUCCCGUACUAAAGCUGUCUGAAAAAUUUUAGAUUAGGAAGUUGUUGUUCGACUCGAACUAAAUUUGAAUACUAAAAAGGAAUUGUGUUUAGAAUAAUGAGCAAUUUUUAGAGACAAGGAAGGCACAAAAGCGAAAAAUUGUUGCUCUAGGAAAAUAAUUAUUAUUUUUAAAACAUGCGAUUAUGAAAAUAAAAUACAGUGGAUAAAUUUUAUAUUUUAUUAAAAAAAAAUUUCGUGUUUCACAAGAUAGAUCAAAUUUUUCUAUUUCCUUCGGUGGGUCUUGAUGGUCACUAAUUAUUAUAAUUAUUAGAAUUAUUAUAAUAAUCCGAAACUGACUGACAGAUGUAUUGUGAGUGCUAAUUUACAUUUGCAUCACAAUUCUUGUGCAACUGUAGCCGACUGACACCGACACCAACGCAGCAACACCAAAACAGCAUCGACCUAUACCACUAGCACCGCACCACCGAAACAACACGAACUCUCCUGACACCACUUGAUGUUGUGAAAAUACAUUUGAGCUUGUUGUGAGCAGCUGCAGCAACUGAUCCGACUGACACCCGUCACACCACUAUAACUCAGCACCACCGGCACAGCUCCACCGGCACAGCACCACGACGCUCCACCGAUUGACUACACUUUCAUUUGCACUGCAGGUCAAAAACAAACCCAGUCAGCUGUUUUUGACAGUUGUCAACUGCAUGUGUCCUCUUCAGAAACUUUUCCUCGAAGUCACUGGAACUUUUCCGAAACUCAGCGAAUCACUAUAAGAGAAAUAAGCAGUUAUCACUAUAUUAACAAGAGGCAUACAAAAUCUUCAACUCUUAUAGGUAUUUAUGGAAAUAUUCAGCAAUACGGUCGAACAACCUCUUACAGAGUUUUUACUUGUUGGAACGAGGUACAGAAAUCAAAAUUCAUACAAGAUAAUCCUCUUACUUAUAACUGCACUAGAACUGAUGAAUGAACCCAAACGACGACCUUGAAACUAGUUCUUUUUUCUGGUUUCAGAGUUUCGAAGCAAAACCGAUUCAUAACCCAGACCACCCAGACUUCUUAAUUCUCUCUUUUAGCACCUCCAAACGGAUGCCAAUUCCUUAUAGUUCGACUAUCAGAUUGAUCUCAAUAUUUACUUACGCAUUGAUAUCUAAAAUCACAUUCAACAUCUAAGUGAUAAGAAAAAAGGUUUCUAGAGUUAAUUGUUUUAUGAUUUCAGACCUUGUCUUGAAAUAGAUUUGUAUCUACCACAAAAUAUAUCAAUUUUAGACCUUACCUCUCGGGCUCAUUUCUCAGAUUCAGGUUUGGAUUACAUAAUCCAC